This is a messenger RNA of Letharia columbiana, 297 nucleotides long. RefSeq lists its product as uncharacterized. The coding region runs from base 1 to 297 and encodes 98 amino acids. Gene Ontology annotation, cellular component: oligosaccharyltransferase complex. The transcript has 3 exons. NCBI's taxonomy places the organism in Eukaryota, Fungi, Ascomycota, Lecanoromycetes, Lecanorales, Parmeliaceae. The record is from RefSeq and is a predicted model, not a curated record.
AUGGGUAAUCACCCAGAUCCAUAUCCUACUGUGAAGUGGCUUGAACCAGACCUACGGUUCUUCAAUUUCCCUUCUCCAAGCACCUUCAGCCACUCGAACGCUCUUUUCUCCACCAUGAUUUCCGACGACGAUCUCUACACACUCGCCAUCUUCCUUGGCUCCUUAGCUAUGCUCCUCAUCGUUCUCUACCAUUUUCUCGAAGUCAACGCCAUAGAAGAGGGAUCUACACAGUCCGAGGAGAAAGCAUCUUCGAAGGCAGCGUCACAAGCACAAGCUAACCCUACGGCGAAGUCAUGA